This is a messenger RNA of Aureobasidium vineae, 1512 nucleotides long. NCBI's taxonomy places the organism in Eukaryota, Fungi, Ascomycota, Dothideomycetes, Dothideales, Saccotheciaceae. The record is from the annotation of a GenBank genome assembly.
AUGACAUCGCUCAGACAUGGCGGGAAGGUCGGCGAGUAUGUCUCGUCGGAACCGAUCGCUCGCACCGACAGCCGCGAAGAAGGCGAGGUCCUCGAGAACACUGAUCACCUUCACCGCCGUCUUGGAAACCGACAAAUCCAGCUCAUGGCCAUUGGCGGCACCAUUGGCACUGCCCUCUUCGUCAGCAUCGGCGGCGGCCUCUACAAAGGUGGACCAGGCAGCCUGUUCCUCGCCUAUACCAUCUACGCUUGCGCAUUGGGUCUCGUAAACAACAGCAUAGCAGAGCUUACGACGGCAUAUCCUGUCUCUGGUGGCUUCAUUCGUCUCGCCGGCCACUUUGUUGACGAUGCCUUUGGCGUCAUUCUCCUCAAUGUUCUGGCCAUCAGGGUCUUCGGAGAAGCCGAGUUCUGGCUGUCCGGCGGCAAAGUCCUCUUGAUCUUCAUUCACGACGCAUAUGGGUUCCGCAACUUCAAGCACAACGCCUUCAAAGAGUACAGAAGCACCGGAAGCCUCGGCCAGUUUGAAGGCUUCUGCGCUGCUCUAUGGUCGGCCUCGUUCUGUGUGACUGGCCCCGAGUACCUCUCCAUGGUGGCUGGUGAAGCUAGACGUCCUCGCAUCUACAUUAAGAACGCCUUCAAGACUGUCUACUGGAGAUUUGCCCUCUUCUUCAUGGGUGGCGCAUUGGCUGUCGGCAUCGUCCUCAGCUCUACCGACCCUACCUUGACCGCCAUCAUUUCCGGCGAGAAAAGUGGUUCUGGCACUGCUGCCGCUUCUCCUUACGUCAUCGCCAUGGCAAACAUGGGCAUUACUGGUCUGCCUCAUCUGGUCAGCGCUCUCUUGGUCACAUCGAUCUUCAGUGCCGGCAACACCUAUACUUUCUGCGCCACUCGUAGUUUGUACGGUCUUGCUAUUGAAGGCAGAGCACCAAAAGCUCUUCGUUACUGCACCAAGAGUGGUGUUCCUCUUGUCUGCUUCGGUAUAGUCAUGGUGUUCCCUUGCCUCGCUUUCUUGCAGGUCAGCAACGGAUCGAACGUCGUCCUAGGCUGGCUCAUCAACCUGGUCACGGCCGGAGGCGUCAUCAACUACUGGGUCAUGUGCAUCACCUACAUCUUCUUCUACCGUGCCUGCAAAGCACAGGGCUUGGACAGGAACACUUUGCCAUACAAGGGCUGGUUCCAACCGUACUCUGCAUAUCUCGGUGCAGCCUGGAUGACCAUGAUUGUCUUCUGCUACGGUUACACAAGUUUUGCGCCAUGGUCCGUCAGCAACUUCUUCAUCUACUACACCCUCUUGCUCGUUGCACCCGUGACCUACUUCGGCUGGAAGUUGAUCAAGCGCACGCGCCUUCUCAGCCCUCUUGAAGUUGAUCUCGUUUGGGAACGUCCUGUCAUCGACAACUAUGAGAUGACCUUCAUCGACCCUCCACAAAGCUUCUGGUCAGAAAUGCUUGGACCAUUGAUGUUCUGGAGGCAUUCGAAGGGCAGUGACAGGCAGAUGAGUGUCUCCGCUUAG